Molecule: messenger RNA, 1830 nt
Organism: Mugil cephalus (flathead mullet)
Lineage: Eukaryota; Metazoa; Chordata; Actinopteri; Mugiliformes; Mugilidae
Exons: 7
Coding region: 588-1295 (235 amino acids)
Molecular function (GO): DNA binding
Source: RefSeq, a predicted model, not a curated record
CAGUGACCAUCUUGAAUCAGUACAAUGUUCUUCUGGGAAACCUUUGGACCUGGCAUUCAUGUGGAUGUGGACUUAGACAUGUACCACCCACCUAGACCAGACCAGGCACCCCCACCCCAUAACAGUGACACUCCUUGAUGCCAGCAGCCAUCCCCAGUAAGACGCACAAAGGAGACCUAGACAAUAUUAGGAAUGUGGUCAUAAUGUUAUGCCUGAUCUGCGUGUAUACCCCUGUCCUGUGAGUGAACAACUCCUCCACCUUGCGUCGCCACGAGGUAACUGCGCGAGAAACCACUUCCCCGUCUUCAGCUUCGAUCGGCUCUUCCUGACGUGGCGGGUCGCUAAAGGUCCGCUUAUUUCUCCGUGUGCUGCAGCGAUUGGGCAAACCACCUGUUUGGCAGAUUUUUUACAAAUAAAAUGUAAAUACACAGGUGGCGGCGACACGGGCUCGCUGUGUGGUUUAUGUAAAUAAAACAGAAGUGAAACCGUGGCAGUCUGGCUUGCAGGCGCGGCUCUCAAACGCAAUGUCUGGCAGAUAGUUGAGGGGAAGACUUUGGAUUUUAAUAAGAGGUGACAGGUGCGCAGUCAUGCCCCAGCAGCUCAGCCCCGCCGCGGUGCUGCAGGUCGCGCUGCUGCUCUCCGCUGUGCCUGCGCAGUACAUCAUCUCCAAGUGGAGCGGCUCCACGGCGGCGCAGCGCUUCCAUGCCACCACACGACUGCUUCGAGUCUGGAACGAGUGGAGAAUGUCAUACCUCAAUGUCACUGCGUGGACGGACUGGACAAGCCAGCAGAUGUCUAAAGUCAAGUCUCUGGUUGGUUUGGGACAGGACGGUCAAGAGACACAAGGGUCCCCUCCUGUAGAGAUGAUGCUUUUUGACAAUGACCAGGGAUACUUUGGAGCCUCAAAGACAGUGCGCAGCCCUCGCCCCCCUUAUGUGUUUCUGCGGGUCGGAGAGGUGGUGCUGGAGAGGAAGGGUCACAUGGUCGGAGUGGUGGUGAGCUGGGACCCCGAGCUGCGAGCUCCACAAGAAUGGAUCAACAAAGUUUAUUCCAACUCUGAGGAACCCAAAGCUGAAAACACGCCUCACUACAAGGUGCUGUUCAGCGGACCCGGGCCCUCCUCUCUGUUAGUCGCGUACUUACCUCAGACACAACUGGAGCGUAUCACUGGGAUGAGGCCGGACAUCCCCACCCUGGAGAAUUACUUCACACACUUUGAUGGGAACCGGUUCGUCAUGCAGCCCUGGCUCAGACAGCUCUUCCCGGAGGAUGAGGAUGAAGACGCUGGAGUCUGAGAGGCCUAUCCAAGAGACAAUUUGAUGUUCCGUGCAAUUCCUCAGCAAGUUAUUUUCUGCGUUAUCCACGGGGAUCUACGACGACUGGAUACUGGAUUAUUUGAUUUCUUCGGGAGAAUGUUAUUGAUCGGGUAGCCUUCAGAGCCAAGCUCUGCACAUUAAUGAAGGAGUCCCUCCGGUCUGGAACUCAGGGUGUAUUUUAGGCAGACCAUGAAUAUUUGCACUAAUGAAUGGAAUGCCGUCAACUGAGCUCAUCGGUUGCCACCUUUAUUUCUAUGAGAGGUAAAAAUAUACAGUAUUUUAAUUAAACGUGCCUUACAAAUGUAUAUAAAACAUUUAAUUGAAAAACUGCUGGUUGAUCUGAAUAUUAAACAACAAACAUGAAUGUUUCGUUAAAUAAUGAUAAAUGCUUGAAAUUAUUUUUUUACACCAGGAGUUUUAACAUGACUGUUGGUGAAAUUAAAAGAAAAAAAGAAAAAAGAUUGCACUUUUAUCUGAAUAUUGCAGCUUUGCAAUAAAGUGUUACACAAUCCAA